UUCCCCGUGUCAGUUCGCGGAGUCCGGAGCCGGAGCCUGAAACAAAAGCGGGAGGCGGCGGCAGCGGCGGCGGCGGGGCUCCUGCGAGUUCGCCCGGGAGAGGAGCGGAGAAGGCGGGGAGGCGCGCGGCGGAGAGACCGUCGUCGUCCGAGAGAGGGGAGCGUCCGUGAAGGAAACUUUCUCUGCGCUUCCCUUCUUCCUCACGCGGAGGCUCCGUCAGCGGGAGGCGAGAGACCCCGGCGGGGGGGACGAGGGAGCCGGACCGGCCUCCUGCUCCAGGGCGCCCGGGAGAAGGGCUCGCCUCAGCCGCCGCCGCCGCCGCCGCUGCUUCCGGAAGGCGGCUCCGCGGGCACCGCCGCCGCCGCCGCCGCCGGAUAACACCGCUCUUCCUUUCCCCCGCCCGAAAACAACCGGAGAAGCCGACCGGGCGGGCGGAGAAGGGGGCGAAGGCAGGCGGGCAAGCAAGCAAGCGGGCAGCAGGCAGGCAGGGGCCGCCGGCCGCGCCUCUCGGGAGGGGGGCGCGAUGGAUGAUCAGCCCCGUCUGAUGCACUCCCACGCCGGCGUGGGCAUGGCCGGCCACCCGGGCCUGUCCCAGCACAUGCAGGACGGGGCCGGGGGCGCCGAAGGCGAGGGGGGCCGCAAGCAAGACAUCGGGGACAUUUUGCAGCAGAUCAUGACCAUCACCGACCAGAGUUUGGACGAGGCGCAGGCCAGAAAACAUGCUUUAAACUGCCACAGAAUGAAGCCAGCACUUUUUAAUGUUUUGUGUGAAAUCAAAGAAAAAACAGUGUUGAGUAUUCGAGGGGCUCAGGAGGAGGAACCAACAGACCCACAGCUAAUGCGACUGGACAACAUGCUUUUAGCAGAAGGGGUAGCAGGCCCUGAAAAAGGAGGGGGUUCAGCCGCUGCGGCUGCCGCAGCCGCAGCAUCUGGGGGUGCCGGCUCGGACAAUUCUGUGGAGCAUUCGGACUACAGAGCAAAACUAUCUCAAAUUCGACAGAUCUACCACACCGAGUUGGAGAAAUAUGAGCAGGCAUGCAACGAGUUCACCACUCACGUGAUGAAUCUGCUGCGAGAACAGAGCAGGACCCGGCCCAUCUCGCCCAAGGAGAUAGAGCGGAUGGUCAGCAUCAUCCAUCGCAAGUUCAGUUCCAUCCAGAUGCAACUCAAACAGAGCACGUGCGAAGCUGUCAUGAUCCUGCGCUCCCGAUUUCUCGAUGCACGGCGGAAAAGAAGAAAUUUCAACAAGCAGGCUACAGAAAUCCUCAAUGAGUAUUUCUAUUCCCACCUCAGCAACCCAUACCCCAGUGAGGAAGCCAAAGAGGAGCUAGCCAAGAAAUGUGGCAUCACAGUCUCACAGGUAUCAAACUGGUUUGGAAAUAAGCGAAUCCGGUACAAGAAGAACAUAGGUAAAUUUCAAGAGGAAGCCAAUAUUUAUGCUGCCAAAACGGCUGUCACUGCUACAAAUGUGUCAGCCCAUGGAAGCCAAGCUAACUCACCCUCAACUCCCAAUUCAGCUGGUUCUUCCAGUUCUUUUAACAUGUCAAACUCUGGAGAUUUAUUCAUGAGCGUGCAGUCACUCAAUGGGGAUUCUUACCAAGGGGCCCAGGUUGGAGCCAACGUGCAGUCACAGGUGGAUACCCUUCGCCAUGUUAUCAGCCAGACAGGAGGAUACAGUGACGGACUCGCAGCGAGUCAGAUGUAUAGUCCGCAGGGCAUCAGUGCUAAUGGAGGCUGGCAAGAUGCUACAACUCCUUCGUCAGUGACCUCCCCCACAGAAGGCCCUGGCAGCGUUCACUCUGAUACCUCCAACUGAUCUCCCAGCAAUCCGGCAUCCCUGGCUGCCCCCCACCCACCCUGUGCACCAGGCAGAAGUGGGGGCCGAGAAGGGAGGGGUUUUCUCUCCUAAUGUUGAAGCCAUCAGGCUGGAUCCAGAGCUGAUCGGCAGACACAGCAAGAGUCUCCUUCUCUUCUCUUUGGUUUGGAUGCGCUUUUUUUCAGCCAAUCGGGACACUUCUUUAUACUCUCUUCCCUUUCUUUUCUGGGUAGAAGCCACCUCUCCUUUUACUACCACCAUCGCCCAUUCUCUCACACCAGAAUAUUUUUUCAGUCUGAAGGAAACAAACAGCCUCUAGAAGUAUUUGUACAUUUUCAUGAUAUUUUCUUUUUGUCUUUUUUCUUUUGAGGAGUCAGCCUUUACCUCCCUCCAGCCUACCUGGCACCCGCCUCCUUCUGUUUCUCUGAUGUUCUCACUACCUCUUUGCAGGAGCCAUCUAAGCCCUUCCCCCCUGGCCUUUGGGCGCCGUUCCUCCUCCUCCUCCUCUUCCAUGUAAGGACAAUUGUCUGUUCUUCUUAAGACCCUGAACCCUUGAUGAAAUUGCCUUCCAGGAUAAUUCCCCGUUACAGGUUGGAUAAAUGCAAUUCGGGUACUGCAAAGGUAUGUCCACAACAUGCCACCAUGUAACCAAGAUGACCAGGAGAAUGCGGGCAGAUCUACUUAUUACCAUCCCGUUGUGCCUUGUAUCAAGCCCCAGUCACGUCUCCUGCCAUUGGUCGCUGCCGCUGUUUCCCAUUCUGCACCCCCACCCCCACCCCAGAACUGUAAAAUUAGGGCUCUGCAUACUUUCGCACCAAGGAAAUUCACGUUUGGUGCUUGGAGUAAAGUAAUGCAAAUGAAGUCAAUUUGCAUAAUUUAUUCCAGUUCCAAUACUUGUGUUUUAAAGAUUUGCGGGGGGAAAUGCUUAGGCGUUUUGUAGGAAAGCUUAGAGGAAAGUAGGGGAAACUGGAUAAGGGCAGAGGGAUGGGAGCCGUGCACAGCACUGAGGCAUUCAGCAUUUUACCCUCAUAUUUCUGAGCCUUAUCCAGCUUUUGCCUACAUCCUUCCUAGUGUUUGUGCACUGCCAUGCUGUUUAGAAUCUUGCUUUUUAAAAAAUGAAAGCUGAACUUCUCGAGAUGCCACAUUCUAAGCAAGGUAUCCAACUCUGGACUUGCCCAGUGAAGCUGCAGAAAUCGCAACAUACCCCCAGCCCUGAAUACACUCUUAUCUUACCAUUUAACUGCUAAGAGGCCAUUUUGGCAUAUAAGCAGUAUUCAGAUUAUAUAUUUUUUAAAAAUCUGUUCGUAGGGAGAGGAAAGUGAGAGCCCAGCUCCUGAUGUUAAGGUCCUAGAGUGCACAUUGUAUUUUACCGGUGCACGUAGUAAACAGGGAUUGGGCUUGUGUAGAUUAACACCUUCCUUACAGGUUUGUGAAUGGAUCCUUGCUAAAAUGGUUACGGUUGUCUUGAUCUUGAAAAAGAGAAUUAUAGUUUGACUCGCCGUUUUCCUAGUGGAAAAAUAAUAAUAAGGAAAUAGGCAGAAUAGUUUGGCCUGCAUAUUGGACCCACAAAACCCUUAAGAGUUAAAACAGAUAUCUCUUUGACUAACAAAUUUUGAAAAGGAUAUUUGCUCAGACAAAGCCCUCCUCCCCACAAAGCAAAAAGAGGUAGUUGGCCCAGAUGGCAGAGAGGGAGACAGACAGACAUUUCAAUGAGGCUUGCUCACAAGAAUUUCCCAGUGGAUUGUGCACCAGUCGGCAAGAGAGGGCACCAUUGGAUUCUACUGCCUGAAGUAUGCAAGUGUUUUGGGCCUGUCCUACCUUUAAUGGUACGGAGGCUGUGAAAAUAUGUCUCAAGUGCUCUUUGACACCUUUGGAGGGAUGGAGAGAUACAAAACAAGCUCAGCUACGGGCCAUGGCAUGCUAGUGGCAAGUCAAAGAAGUAGGAGGCAACUGAGAGCCUCAAGAAUUGCAUCAUCUAGCCCAACAUCUAUUGCCUUAUGAUGGCACUUCUUCUCAAGAAGCUGUGAUUUUGAUGUUUUCUAGAGCAGCACAUUCAAGAUCACUCCAUGAAGAUCAAAGGUCCUUAGCCCUCCCAAGUCUCCCUGCCCCUUGUAAUUGCCCCACCCUUUCAAUAAAUGUCUGCGUGUGAAGUUAGGGGGCUUCCGUCUGUGUUGUGAUCAACAUAGACUGAGGUGGCAAAUAGCCAAGAUUGAUCAAAAUGCAGAUUGAAAAAGCCACAUCUGAGAUGGUCCAAAGAGCUCUGGUCCACCCACCUCAGUGCUUUGUAGCUGCUAAGGAGGGGCGAAACUGAUUUUGCUGAUGCAUCUCUCCAUGCAAUCCUGUGCAUGCAUCCUCAGGUGCAAGCCCCACUGAAUUCCAUAGGACUUACUCCCGUGUAAGUGUGUAUAGGAUUGCAGGCUGUCGCAGCAUUAGGACCCUACCCUUCCCUUUCUUGUGAACAUUCUAUGAACCUUCCUUAUAUAAAGUCAGGACAUGAUUCCAUCAAGCCCUUAUUUCCCUGACCUGCUGGACGCACCUGAGAUUAAAGCCAAAUGAGCACUGCAAUUUGUUCACCCAAGGUGGUUGGUACCUCUUAGGAAGUGUGAAUGCCUGUAUUCAGUUUCCUGGUGUAAUUAGCAUAGUUUCGAUUAACUGCGUUUUCUGUAUGCUCUUUACUCAGUAUCUCUUUGCAAUGUUCACGUGGACCAUUGUAUCAUCGGCCGUAAUGUGUGAACAAGAGGCAUAAUUCACUGGAAAGCAAAUCUUAUUCAAGCCCCAUUUAAAUGUGUAGGUGGAUAGUCUUGUGCAGUAACAGUCACCACUUCAACCUCGUACUGGACAAGAAUUUGAAUUUGAUCAUUUCAGUUGCGUGGCAGUAGAGACAGGGGAGAUAAAUGGAUCUGCAUUUAUCUGCCUGUAAACAACAUAUCUUCCUCCUUCUGGUCUGUCAUGGUAUAUGGUACUAACUCCUUAAUGGUACAUACACUGGUAGUGGUUCUCUGCAUAUCCAGAUUUACUAUUUUUAUUAUUAUUAUUAUAUUGAUUAUUAUUAUUAAUAUUGGUUAUUUUGAUCACCUGUGAGCUGCCUUUUUCUCAUAUACUUUUUGCUUCAUUCUUUUCUGCCCAGAAAACCCCGACUUCGAUACCAAAAACAAAAAAAAUUAAAAACUGCAGAAACUAAAAAAAAACUUAAAAAAUUUAAAAAAAUUAAAAAAUUCAAAUCUUUCAGCUUUAUUAACAUUUUCCAUUGUUUCUUGCGAUUUGUGUCUCGUUCUUUGUAGUAUUGAUGAUAAUGAACAUUUGAUAAUGAAUGUUCUUGUAUAUUCAGAUAAAGGGAAAAAAAACCAAAAAAGCAGUCUGAAUUUAAUAGUGUUUAUAAUAAAAAUAAAAUAAAAAGUUACCCUCAUAGCACGCAUCAAAGGACAGGGCCCCCCACCCUGUCUUUACUGUGGCAAACAAGCUCUUCAUACCUGUAUAGUUUUUAACACCAAACUACCUACAUUCACCCUUCCUUUGUUUCCAUUUUUAUUAUUAUUAUUAUUUCUCUGCAUUUGUGAAUUAGUUCAAGAAUGCUAGAAAAGUGUAGAGUUGUGCACAUUCAUUUCCUGUUACACAAUGUUUUUUUUAAAAAAAAAGUGACAGUAAUUCAUUUUGUAAAACUUUUAAAAAUGGUUGGAAUAGUGAGCAUAAUAGGUACACCUAAUACUUUAUGUUUACUAACUUUGAAAGCCAGAAGUUAUUUUUCUUUUUCAUUCUCUGUUUCACAUUAUUUGAAGGAGCUUUAAUUUUAGGGCCCAAUCCUCUGGGAAGUUCUCCAGGGCAAGCCCCACGGACAUGAAGGGGAGCUGCACAAGAGAAUCUCCUGCUCAGCUCCAGUUCAUUUCAACAGGGCAUGACCCUCAGUUCAAUUUUUUAUUUUGUCAGACUACGGCCUUGAAAAAAAAAAAUCCCCUGCUUCCUCACUCCUUAAACCUUUUUACUAUAUUCAAAGUGUUGUGAAAAGCUUCAUUUGCAAAAAGCAAAAAAAAAAAACAUUUUAAUUAUUUUCCCCUGUAUUUGCAUGAUUUGUUCAUUUAAUAAAAAAGAUUAUUAUUAUACAUCAGUUCGUUGCUUAAGCUGAAGGUGAAAGUACAAAGAUGAGCAUGGAAUUUGAAAUGUGGGACACUAGCAAAACAUUUGAGUACAUCCCUGAAAUUCACUUAAGUGUCAGUCUGUGAUUGCUGAAAUGAUUUGUUUAAUAUGAUUAUGGAGCAAGUUUCUUGAGGACUGCUGCAUGGAACUCCCUAAUGAGGACGAAAUUCAGCAGUCCUGGGAAAUCGAAACCCCUGCCCAACAACUGGCUUUCUUCGACAGCCUUUUUGAAAAGCAAAGGUGGGCCAGUGUCUCAAUCCACUGCCUGUUGGGUGAAAAUGCAAAUCCUUUCCUAUCCCUACCAAUGUUCGAAACUCCCAUUGUUCUAGGCGCAUUUUGCGACAGGGAAUUUCAUUAGCGCAAGCAGUUUCUGAGCUCUGGGUGCAGUACUGCGCCUAAGAUUUCAGAUUGAAACUGCCAAGUGGAAGGAAGGGAGGACCUUUUUCUGCCUCCCCACUUCCAGCUACUCUCUGAAGACUGGAGAAGAGACCCUCUCAAGAAUAUUAGGGGGGUGGGCAGGGGAAGGACUAGACCAUGUGAAAAAUGAACAUCAUAUUUAGCCGCAGUUCAUUCAAUUUCAGCUUUCUAUUCUUAGACAUUCUGUUGUUGCGCCCAUAACCAAGGUUAAGGUGCCAUUUAGCUCCUAGCUUUCAUAUCUCUGUUUCUAACACAGAUCCAUACCUGACAAUUUUGAACAUUCCAUGGAUUUAAGAUCCUUCUAUUGCCAUGUUCCAUUUUCUUGGCCACCGUGAGCCUAGGUCAUCUCAAGUGAGCCCUUGGAAACCUGUUUAAUCCAGGGACUUUAGUUCUGGAAUAAACAAGUAACAAUAACACAGAUUUACAAUGUGCCUUGCCCUCACCUCUAUGUAACCUCAUCUGGGAUUAGUGGGCAGCACACUCGAUUGAGAACCGGGCUGCCCAGGCUCCUCCUCCUUGAGCUGUCAUGUCCCUGUGGCAAUCCAUGCAGUUGGGAGGAGGUCUGUAUUGGGGCAGGUUGCUGGGUGCUCAGGGUUCCAGCUCAUAGGGCUAACCAGUGCAUGUUGGCAGGCUGCCCUUUCUAGACAUCCUCUCAAACCUACAGAUAAUAUUGGGGUGAGGACUUGAUCGUGGAGGGCAUGGCAAUUGUGUGCAGCCCCCAUUCUGCGUCAUAGAAUUGCAGAGUUGGAAGUAACCACUAGAUUCAUCUCUUCCAACCCCCUGGAAUGCUGAAUAUUUUUGUCCCAACAUGGGGCUCAAACCCCCAAGCCCGGUGUGCUGUGCUCUACCGACUGAGCUAUCAUGUGCCAUUAAUUGCAUGUAAUUGAAUACCUGAACAGGGUUUCAAGGUCAGAGGUUUCUGAGAUAUGUGAACCCAAAUAUCUCCUUUUAGGCAUCACUUAGCCAUAUUGCUUAUAUUAACUCAGUGGCGCUGCAGGUUAAACCACUGAGCCUAGGGCUUGCUGAUCAGAAGGUCAGCGGUUCGAAUCCCUGUAACGGGGUGAGCUCCCGUUGCUUGGUCCCAGCUCCUGCCAACCUAGCAGUUCGAAAGCACGUCAAAAUGCAAGUAGAUAAAUAGGAACAGCUACAGCGGGAAGGUAAACGGCAUUUCCAUGUGCUGCUCUGGUUCGCCAGAAGCGGCUUUGUCAUGCUGGCCACAUGACCUGGAAGCUAUACGCCGGCUCCCUCAGCCAAUAAUGCGAGAUGAGCGCGCAACCCCAGAGUCGGUCACGACUGGACCUAAUGGUCAGGGGUCCCUUUACCUUUAGCCAUAUUGCUUAUAUUAACUCCUUGUGGGUCAGGGGUGAUAGGCAAGCAGGUAUAGAAAUUUCAUUAACACUACUACUAAUACUGUAAUAAUAAGCCACCCAAAGUUCCUCACUUUGAUCUACUAGGGUUCACCUGAGCCUUCAAAAUUCUGAUUCCAGGCCACACCAACUACCCAAGGCUGAAACGCUCAUGAAACAAGACAAUAUAUUUUAAAAUACAAUCUAGCAGAAAUCCAGUUUUCAAAUGUUCUAAGAUGCACCGAGACUCAACAUUUCUCAAGUGUUUAAACAGCAGGUUUUACAUUUAGUUUCAUCCUGCCUUUUUGGUGGGUACUGAUCUUAAUGGCUUGGCUGCAGGUCCUAGUCAGUCUUACGGUAAUUCACAGGCAAGUUUUUUCCCAGCAGCAGAAAUAAGUAAAUGUGUUGUUCUUCAGUGUGACCCAGCAGUAAAACACUUGCAAGUUUAUCUUGCUUAGCUUAAUUGCCAGGAACAUAGUUUUGGGAUCACAGAUGAAGAAAGAAACACUUUGCCCAACACGCAUGACAGCCACCAUUAUAAUUACAAUGCAGUAGAUAAGGUUAAAAGCAAUGCUUUGUUCAGGGGGUGCUCAAGGACAUGCUAGUACCAGCACCAUUUUUUCUAGAAGAAAGGCACUGAUUAAAACUAAGUAGAGCUGAGCUGGGAAGGGCGGGGGCCUUUUGCGCCUCUCAAAAAGCAGAGCCCCUCCUACAGCGCUUUUGCAUAAAUAUACCGUAUCACCAGAUACGUCCCAUUGCUAAAGACAACCAGGUUGAUGCUCCCUGUUAUGCCAUUUAAAUCCCCACAGUACAAAACACAAACAGGAAAGAGAAAGUAUUGGCCCAAGUGCCUUAGCAACAAGCGCAUACACAAACGCAAACAAACACCAUUCAGAAUUAAAACAAAGCAGUUGCCUUUAUUGGUGCUGAUUGGCAUUGCAAUGUAGCCAACUCUUCUGUCGACGUAGCGCCACGACAUGAUUACACUCUAUUUCUCACGAUGGGUUGAGAUCUAAGGCAGAUAUACCUCCCUUUGUGCAUAGAAUUGUAGAGUUGGAAGGGAGCCCAGGUUUCAUCUAGUCCAACUCCCUGCAAUGCAGGAAUCUCAACUCAAGCAUCCAUGCCAACCCUCUCCUUAAAAACUAACAAGGAAGCAAGAGUCUGCCACCUUCUGAGGGAGUCUGUUCCACUGUCAAAUAGCUCUUGCCAUCAAAAAGUUCUUCCUGAUGUUUAGAUGGAAUCUCCUUUCUUGCAGUUUGAAGCUGUUGGUUCGGGUCCUACCCUCCAGAGCAGGAGAAAACAAGCUUGCUUUAUCCUCCAUGUGACAGCCCUCAAGAUACUUUUAGAAGGCUAGCAUAUCUCCUCCCAGUCUCCUCUUUUCCAGGCUAAACAUACCCAACUUCCUCAGCGGUUCCUCAAAAGGCUUCGUUUCCAAACCCUUGAUCAUCUUGGUUGCCCUCCUCUGCACAUGUUCCAGCUUGUCAAUAUCCUCCUUAAAUUGUGGUGCCCAGAAUGGGACACAGGACUCCAGAUGGGUCUGAUCAAGGCAGAAUUGAGUCAUAAUAUGAUCAGGUCCCUGUUCUUCUGUUGAUGUAAAUAGCAUUAGGGUUUUUUUGGGGGGGGGGUUGUUUUGUUUUUUUGCUGCUGCAUCACACUGUUGACUCAUGUGAAGUGUGUGGUCUACUAAGACCCCUGGUUCCUUUUUGCAUGUCUUAAGUGUAUGAUCUUAACAUUUGUCCCUCUUGAAAUUCAUUGUUCAUGAUCCCAUUCUCAUUAUGCAAAACUGAGAGAGGGGAUUUCAGCCAUUUUCUCAUGGGCCAGGAGAAAAUCUAGGGAUCUUCAGGUGUUGGGAGGAUUUUCUAUUAAAAAUGCAAUCUGAAACAAUUUGCAGUCAGGGCUGCCAUUUUCUCUCACAAUCUCUCAUUGGAGUGAUGCUACAUCAUGACAUUGUGGGGAGAAAUGGUGCCCUGUUGGAGGUGAAUACCGUAGUUGCAGAGCUGAGCAAGUAUAUUUAAGAGAGAACUUUUUUCUGCUUUCUUUGUAAGCCCUUGCCCCUCAAAAGUUUGGAUUUUCUUCUUACUUUUCCCAUCACCCAAUCUUUUUUUGGAGCAAACCCUCAGCCUUAACAGGAUCACAUUGUUAAAUGGAUCCAAAACCAAUCCAGUUCAGGCACAGUAUCUGCCCUAUAUAUGCUUGUGUGUAGAUGCAAGUAAUUCAUUCUGCUUCUCUGCCAUCUCCUUAUCCUCCCCCAGCUCACCUUUGAUGCCCUAGUCAUUCAAAGGUGCAACAGCCUCCUUAGCCAGUCCCUUGCUACUAAUUACAGUGGUACCUCUACUUACGAAUUUAAUGCGUUCCGAACGCACAUUUGUAAGUAGAAAAAAAAUUGUGAGUCGAAUCCCAUAUGAAUGCAUUGGGAGAAAAAAUUCGUAAGUCGAAGCAACCCUACCUAAAAAUUCAUGAGUAGAAAAAAUCCUAUCUAAACCGCUUCCAAGAUGGCAGACGGAGCUCCAUUCAUAAGUAGAAACAUUCGUAAGUAGAGGUACCACUGUAUUUACUUUUUUUGUUGGUCUUAUGUUUUAGCAAUGUGCUCCUCAGAUUGUUAUUUUUAGCAUUCCUUUUUGUCUGCUUGCAUUUCUUUUGCCACAGUUUUUGUUCCUUCUUAUUCUCUUCACUUGGAGAAGACUUCCGUUUUCUAAAGAAAGCUGUCUUGUCUCUAAUUACUAGAGUCUAAUAGCUUGUUUGACUCUGUCCGCUAACCGUAUAUUAACCACACUGACAUUAUCUUUGCUCUGGUGGUACCUUUCUUAAUCUGUGGUAUACAGUAUAGCUGAGCUUCUAAUACUGUGGUUUCAAACAACUCCCAAGCAUUUUGGAGUGAUUUGACCCUCUUGACAGUCAAGUUCCUACUUUCCAAUAUCUUUUUUGGGGGGAAGCUUCCUAUGUUGAAGUCAAAUGUGACUGCGUUAGAUUUUCUUGGCAAUCGCACAUUUACACAUAUAUUGAAUCCAGGGUGUUCUUCACCCUCCAUGUCCCCCUGCUCCCACCCGUCAGCUGACAGGCAGCUGCCAUGCGCUAGGUGGGGGUGGCGCAUGGAGGGUUAAUAGCAUUCCCUGUGACACCACUGCAUGAAGGACCAGUAGCAUUUCAGAGAAAGCUACCUUGAAAGUCCUGGCUUUCAACAUUGUUGCCGCAACCUAAAUUUCACUUCCAGGUCCUCAUGACAUUUCCCCAUGUCAUUAACAUCACCAUGCAUCAUGACAUUCAUCAAUCUAUGUUCCUAAUGGUUGAAUCGCCCGCUAACAAGAUCCCUUCACCCCACCCAGAGGAAUAGCCUCAGCAUGAGAGGAUAACUGCUCAUUUCCCAAGGAAUUGGUCCCUUCUCAGGGAUCGUUUCUGUCUUCCUCAGAAGGGUGGCCUUCUUUCCAGAGAUGCUCAUUCUUCAUGACAGCAGGGAUGCCGUCAUCCUGGCAGAGCGACACAGGUAUCAUGUCCCUGAAGGCCUUGCCACCACCUGCUCUGCCCCUCUUUCUGCUCCUCCACCUCAGCCAUCUUGGCGUCAAGGGAACAAGCCUGAAGGCCAGGGUUUGCUUCACCAAGAACACCCACAACCUUUGUCCAGCAAGCAGAUACCCGUACAUAUGACAGACAGUGCAAUCCGCUGUCGGGGAAACCACAGCACAGCUUCUGGGUUUCUAACUGCAUACCUGUUCAUGUUGUUUACCAAUGGGGAGCUUGAGAUUUGUUGGAUCAAAGGGCAGUCUGCCCUACUCUCCUUGCCCUGCUACCAAACUUGCUUAGCUGCUUAACUCAGCUGUUAGCUUGACAAUUUGUCUCUGGGGAAAAGAACGAGGUGAACUUUACAAAUCCCAACAUUUUUCUCCAGCUCAGAUUAAAACAGGCAUCCCCAACUUUUGGCCCUCCAGAUGGUUUGGCCUACAGCUUCCAUGAUCCCUAGCUAACAGGACCAGUGGUCAGGGAUGAUGGGAAUUGUAGUCCAAAGCAUCUGGAGGGCUGAAGGUUGGGGAUGCCUGGAUUAAAAUCUAUACCAUUUCUGGCUUCCCCACCCCCAUAGCACCCUCUCUCAACUUUCCCUUUAGACUUUUGGGCCACUGAUGGUGGCUUCAGCACCAAGGAGAGUGAAAGCAGAGCAUCUCUCCCCCUGUAGUCGCUUGGUGUACUUUUGGUGUGCUUGCUGUGCAGAGGAGGGCAACCAAGAUGAUCUAGUGUCUGGAAACAAAGCUGUAUGAGGAGCACUUGGGGGCGCUGGGUAUGUUUAGCCUGAAAAAGAGGAGACUGAGAGGAGAUCUGAUAGUCACCUUCAAAUAUCUUAAGGGCUGUCACAUGGAAGAGGGAACGCACUUGUUUUCUCCUCUGGAGGGUAGGACUCGAACUGAUGGCUUCAAGAUACAAGAAAGGAGAUUCCAACUAAACAUCGGGAAGAACUUUCUGACUGUAAGAGCUGUUCAAUAGUGGAACAGUCUCCCUCGAGAGGUUGUGGACUCUCCUUGGAGGUUUUUAAGCAUGGCAUGGCCAACUGUCAUGGAUGCUUUAGCUGAGAUUCCUGCAUUGCAAGGGGGUUGGACUAGAUGACCCUUGGGGCCCUUCCAACUCUGCGAUUCUAUGAUUCUAUUCAGUGGGUCACAGAAGCAAUGGCCCUCUGUAGCCUCUGUGAGAAUUGCAUUUUCCAUGGACCACUGCGCUGUUCAUCCUGGUGCAACAACACCAAAGUAUUGGGGAGGGGAGAGGAGUAGGAAACAGACUUCCUUGCCUACUCUCCCCUCCCGCUUGGACUGCCACAGCUCCUGUUGCCCUCGCUGGUAAUUCUUCUAAGAGUGGGGAGGGUAUUUGGGAGGCCAAAGGAAGGGUCAAAUUGAAGUUUUUUUCUUUUUGUUUGAUAUAACUUCCACAGUAUUUGGAAGUGGUUUUGACCUUGUAACUAAAAGCAAGCAUAGCUAGGCAUGCACCCACUCUGUUACGUGAGCAAAUACUGCAGCCCUUGUAACUAGCCCUAACGGUGCUGAUCCAGCAGAUUUGCAGAACUGGGCCCACAUUUAGAAGGCAAAUUCAUUGGAUGUAUGGUAGCCUAAGCCUCACUUAUUUCCAGAUUUAAGGCAACCCUAAAUCACUGUUACUCUACAUGUGGGAUGACUCUGUAUAUAGUCUGUCAGGAUGAAAUCUCCAUCUGCUAAGAGUCUGUGUCAUGGCACAGAGAGAGUGGUGCUCAACCCAGCUAAACUUUAUUUGGUCAAAUAUGGUAUCUCUCUCACAUUAGCACCGAAGCUGCCAUUUGCCCUUGGGAUGGGAUCGUGGAGUUAUGGAGUCAAAUGUGUUUUAGGCAGGAUCAGACAUUACUUUUUCUCGCGGUAAGGAAGAACCCAUGACUUGUCCUUGAUGAUACUGUGUUUUAAAGGAUUUGCAGAACUCAGCUAAUUUCGCCAAGGCAGUUUGAGCUACAAUUUAGCACCUCAAAAAUUGGCACUGUAAAAUUGGUCUCCUUAUUUGCCAUUUAUUGUGAACUUUUCACAUCACACUUUGUAUCAGUCCCUUAUUUUUCCCCAUGCAACUUUACCUAAAGCUUCUUGAAAAUAUUAUUACCCUUGCUAUUAUCAAAAAUGUAUUAUAGCAUACAUUGUUUUUGCUUAUCACGAGCCCUUUUGUUGAGUGUAAAGACAUCCUGCUUUGUUCUGAAUUGCUUUGUCUUCAUUCUUUUGUUUCCAGUAGGUUCCCCAUAGAAACCCUAGGAAGCAUUUCCUUUGAUUUACACCAAGCUUUUCUGCUCCUUUAAAAACAAAGGCCUCUGUCUUUUUAAUUCCCACUGAAACUCUUCUGUUCUAUAAUAAUACUAACAAGGUGUAGGUUUUACAGUCUCCUGAUUUGUACUGGUAAUGCAUAUUCCAAAUAAAUAGUUUCUUUUGUUGCAAAA
This is a messenger RNA of Zootoca vivipara (common lizard), 13633 nucleotides long. RefSeq names its product PBX homeobox 1 (gene PBX1). Gene Ontology annotation, cellular component: nucleus. Gene Ontology annotation, molecular function: DNA binding; DNA-binding transcription factor activity, RNA polymerase II-specific. Gene Ontology annotation, biological process: regulation of DNA-templated transcription. NCBI's taxonomy places the organism in Eukaryota, Metazoa, Chordata, Lepidosauria, Squamata, Lacertidae. The record is from RefSeq and is a predicted model, not a curated record.